AUGGCCCCUGCCGGUUCAUCCUACAUCAUUGUCGGCGCGGGGGUUUUUGGAGUGUCGACCGCCUACCACCUGAUUCGAAAGUACCCCUCGGCGUCGGUGACGCUCGUGGACCGCGAUGCCUUUGACGCCGACAGCCGGGUCGCGGCGUCGUGGGACUGGAACAAGGUGAUGCGCGCCGACUACGACGACCCCGUGUACUGCGAGCUGGCGCUCGAGGCGCAGGACGUCUUCACGUCGGAUCCCCUGUGGCGGCCGUUCUUCCACCAGACGGGGCUCUACUGGAUGUGCGGGCGCGACUACGCCCGCGACUGCAUCCGCAACUUUGAGCGGCUCGGCCGCCACCACGACAUCUCCGUCUGGCCCGUCGACGAGGCGCGCAACAUGUUUGGCGGCCUGUUCAGCGAGUCCGACUACACCAACGUCGAGCAGGUGCUCGCCCGGGCCGGCGGCUGGGUCGCCGCCGGGGACUGCCUGCAGGCCGUCACCCGCAGGGUCCUGGAACUGGGCGUCGCCUACGUGGCCGACGAGGUGGCGGCGCUGCAGACCACCACCUUCCCGUUGCCAAUUGUACUUGGCCCAUCAAACUUUGGCAAUAAACACGAGCCUGGCAGCACUGAGCCAAAAUUGCAACCAGUUUCGAACAGCUUUUAA
Metarhizium robertsii ARSEF 23 is the source of this 651-nucleotide messenger RNA. RefSeq names its product FAD dependent oxidoreductase. The transcript is spliced from 2 exons. Gene Ontology annotation, molecular function: saccharopine oxidase activity; flavin adenine dinucleotide binding; sarcosine oxidase activity. The coding region runs from base 1 to 651 and encodes 216 amino acids. The record is from RefSeq and is a predicted model, not a curated record. Lineage: Eukaryota; Fungi; Ascomycota; Sordariomycetes; Hypocreales; Clavicipitaceae.